This is a messenger RNA of Periconia digitata, 2102 nucleotides long. NCBI's taxonomy places the organism in Eukaryota, Fungi, Ascomycota, Dothideomycetes, Pleosporales, Periconiaceae. The record is from the annotation of a GenBank genome assembly.
CCUCGUUCAAUCGGCGCAAAGGAGCUGUUCAGACCAGCGCUUCAGCUUUCUGUCCCGUUCAUGUCACCACGGCCCUUCGUGAAUGAUGCCCUGUGGAGAUGUCUCUGCCCACGGUUCUCGCAGGCUUCCCUGACAGUUCCGACGAGAAAUGCGUCUCGAGCCCGGACGCUGCCAUGCAUGAAGGCAGCGAAAUCGCAAUCGCGACAGUAUAAUUCGUAUUCACAACCAUUCGAUCAGUCAUUCACUCCCUGGAAGGAUGGCACCGGCUCCACGCGUCCACCUCAAUCGCUAUCGCCAACGAAUCCUUACCGCAGUCUCAAGCAAGAAGUGCCGCUCGUACAACUGCCAACUCCGGAGCUCUACGAACGCUUGCGCAUCGAUGGCGCGGCCGGAAAAUUCGACAAUGUAAUGAACGUCAUACGGGUCUUGAUCAAGGAUAGGAAUGAAGUUAUCAAUUCGCAUAUGUACACGGCUGUGCUGCACAGUUUGGCCAAUUGCGAAAAUGGAACCGGGGGCAAAAUUCGCAAGGUCCUUGAAGAGAUGCGCGAGAGCAGCGUGGAGCUCGACGGGAGGGGAGCAGAAUGCGUGCUCGAAGCAUUGGCCGUGCAUCCUGACCAUUUGUUGCGGACCGACAUCUUGGACUAUAUGCGGGAGAGAUGGUUCAAUCUGUCGGAUCGCGCGCACAACUUUGUGGUCGCGGGACAGAUGAGGGAAAGGCUUUUCGAACAGGCGCUGGAGCGGUUGGAGAAUAUGGUCAAAGAGGGUAUCAAGGUUGAGGCUUGGUUGUGGGAUAUGGCCAUCUGGCUAUUGCUCGAGUACAAGGAGCCUGAGGAGGCCUUUUACGUGCUUCGUCUGAGACAAAACGUGGAAGGGUACAAUGUCAAGUUGAGCCAUGUCAUGUGGCUACAGCUGUUGGAUGCCGCUUCCAAGCGCAACCUUACUGAUGGAGUGAAGAUGAUAUGGGACACCCAAGUCAUCUCUGGCUACCUAAAGCCCCCAACAGGAACGUGCCUCAACGUUCUCUCCGUCGCAAGCCGCAGCGGCAACAUCGCCCUCGCAACAGACGUGUUCCGCCUCCUCACCGAACGCAACACCCCCUUCACAUCGCACCACUACGAAGCUCUGAUCGAAUGCUAUCUCACGGCCUCGGACCUCCCCUCGGCCCUCUCCGUAAUCCUCAUCAUGCACGACUCGGGCCUGCGCGUCACCCUCGACAGCCUGCACCCUCUCUACACCCACCUCACAACGUCGACCCCAACCCUCCCCCUGGAAGCCUUCACACACCUCCAAUCGCAAGCCACGGCCGGCAAGAAGAUCCCCCUCGCAGCCAUAAAUACGUGCAUUCAAGCCUGCAUCCCGCGGCGCGGACCAUCAACACACCUCACCUCAGCCAUUGAAAUCUACAAAGCCCUCCACACCGUGUGCCCGGCCGGCCCAAACACCGACACCUUCAACAUCCUCUUUCAAGGCUGCCAGCGCGAAACCCGCAAGGAACUCGCCAUGUACUUCACCUCUGAGAUGCUCGCGCUCAACGUCCAGCCCAACCGCAUCACGUACGAUCGCCUCAUCCUGGUCUGUCUGCAGGCUGGCGAUGUCGAUGAUGCCUUGCUAUACUACGAGGAGAUGAGGGGGAUGGGGUGGGUGCCGAGACCGCGCACUUCAGAGUUCCUGGUCAAGGAGAGCGUCGCGAAGGGGGAUGAGAGGGGUGUUGCGGUUUUGAGGGAUUAUGCUGAAGAUGGGGGCGCGGAGCCUGGCAAGGUUGCGUAUUUGAGGAAGUUGGUUCAGCGGAGGUUUGAGGAGAGGAGGGGGGUUGGCGAGGAGGUUGUGGUUUAAGGAUAUGCUGUUGUUUGAAACGUUCUGUUAGAAGAGGAGGGGUUAGUUGUGUAGUGUUUAUGUGUAGUUCUAAGGAAAAAAAGAGAUAGGUCUCUAUAUAUAGGUGUGUGGCAUCUGUGUCUUACUGAAUUUGUUAUCUUUGCUUUCACUCUGAUGUUUACUCUUAUUUUUACUCUGAACUUCAUUCUCAUUUUCACUCUAACUUUUACCUUCAAUCUCACUAUCACUCUGACUUUCACUCUAGCUAUCACUCUGACUUUCACCUCAAU